Messenger RNA from Cryphonectria parasitica EP155, 1089 nucleotides. Its product is annotated as DUF383-domain-containing protein. The transcript has 4 exons. Lineage: Eukaryota; Fungi; Ascomycota; Sordariomycetes; Diaporthales; Cryphonectriaceae. The record is from RefSeq and is a predicted model, not a curated record. Bases 1 to 1089 code for a protein of 362 amino acids.
AUGCCUUCAGAACUUGAAGAGCUUGUGGGCUUCAUCGCCAGCCCGGAUCCUCGAAUCCGAGCGGUUGCCAUCGAGAAUUUAGUCCCGUAUUCAGCAUCACAACCGUCAAUCUUCAAGAUCAAUGAAUUAUUACCAAUUCGCAAUCUUAAGGUCUUGGUGCAGGACAGGCCACAAAUCGCCCAACAUGCCUUGACUAUACUUGUGAAUCUGGCUGCAGAUACCCAGAUUCUUGAAUAUUUGGCAUCAGAUGACAGAUUCCUCGCCGUCAUUUUUACCCGUAUAGUGAACCCGUCUGAACCAAAUGCGAAUUUAUUUGCCAUGCUGUUAGCGAAUCUGGCAAAAUGGGACGGGCUCAAGAAUAUCCUGGAUCGGAAACAGAAGGCACCAGAGUCGCUCGGGUCGGAUGAGCUCGUGAUGAACCAGCUCGUGGAUCUCUUUGUCAAGGGCGCGGAUAAAUCCUACAACAAGGACGCCGACUACGACUAUCUGGCGUACCUUUUUGCAGACCUGGCCAAGCACGCCGAGGUCAGACAGUACUUUGUCACGAGACAAGGAUACGACGAUGUGAUCCCGUUGACCAAGCUGAAGGUCUUCACAGAGCACAAAUCCGAGAUCCGACGGAAAGGAGUAGCGAGCGCCAUCAAGAACGUCGCCUUUGAUGUUGCGUCACACCCUUCUUUCUUCUCUGAAGACGAGAUACACAUCCUCCCAUACAUACUGUUGCCGAUCAUGGGGAGCGAAGACUACGACCCCGAGGAGAUGCUGGAGAUGCUUCCAGAGCUACAGCUUCUGCCCCCAGACAAGGAACGGGAGACCGACCCAACCAUCAUACAAACCCAUGUGGAGACGUUGAUGAUUUUCACAACAACUAGGAAAGGCCGUGACCAUAUGCGAGAGAUCAAGGUCUAUCCUGUGGUUCGAGAGACACAUUUACGUGUGAAAGACGAGGGCGUCCGCGUGGCCUGUGAGCGGCUGGUGCAGGUGCUGAUGCUGGAUGACGAGGUUGAGGGCGAAAAUGGGCCACGUGUGGUGGAACUGGAUGAUGACGAGGACGAAGACGAUGAUGACAACAAGGUGGUUGAGGUUUGA